Messenger RNA from Pogonomyrmex barbatus (red harvester ant), 3491 nucleotides. RefSeq lists its product as uncharacterized. Gene Ontology annotation, molecular function: DNA-binding transcription factor activity, RNA polymerase II-specific. Lineage: Eukaryota; Metazoa; Arthropoda; Insecta; Hymenoptera; Formicidae. Gene Ontology annotation, biological process: regulation of transcription by RNA polymerase II. Gene Ontology annotation, cellular component: nucleus. The record is from RefSeq and is a predicted model, not a curated record.
CGUAUAUUAAAUUGCUACAGUGCGUAAGUUUGUUCCUUGUGUAGCUAUAUAUGAAAAAUAUAGGUAUGUUCUUUGCAAUUAAACUUUACUGUUACGAGAUGUACGGCACAUUUCUAGUAAUUUACUAGAUUGCAUGCGAAUUAACAUGAAAAUUGUUGAACUUGUUGAUUGGUUAAAAGAUAGAAAAUUUUUGGACCGGAUGAAUAUUAAAAAUACACCCAACAUGUUUUGAUUACAUUGCUCUUAAUAUUCGAAGGUUAGAAAUGAAGCGUCAUGCGAAGUGUUGUAACAACAUUAAUAGAUUACAUGUUACAAGUAUAAGAUUUUGUUUUGCGUAUUUGAACACUCGGCCCAAAAGAACCCAAAAGAAAUUUCGAUUAAAAUUAAAUCCGUGUAAAAAAUAAGUCGGCGUUUUAUGGAAACGAAUAUAUUGUCAGAUAUACAGAAACCAGCAGAAUUGCAAAAGUGCACCGUUCAUAAUAUGCUGAAAAUUUUCAAAUGUCUCCAAUGCGACUCGACCUUCGAUCGUGCUUCACAAUUGGAUUAUCAUCGUCGGAGCAUACAUCUAGGAGAAAGAUCUCAAGUAUGCCAGAUAUGUGGGAAAGGCUUCUUUCGCAAGGGAGAUCUGCGCACCCACUUGAAUACUCAUUUAGGAACAAAUUUUUAUAUUUGCGAGACCUGUGGAAAGAAAUUCAGUCAUAUAUCGAAUCUUAUAAGGCACUGUAGAAUGCAUACAGGGAUUAAGCCAUAUUUGUGCUCAAUUUGUGAUAAGAAAUUUACACAAAUGUCUUCGCUAGCAAGGCAUAAACAGAUGAUACACGGGAUACCAAAGGAAAUUGUGCAACAGUAUUGUAAUCCUAGUCUUAUCAGCAAUAAAUCACAAAACAACAACAAUCAUGCAUUGAAAGAAAACAAGAUAUUAGGUAAUAAUAUUGAAGAUGGAUAUGAUGAAACAUCUUAUCUGCAGCCAAAAUGUAUUAACCAGAAUACUGCUAGAGAUUCAAAUGUACAAAAAAAUGAAAUAAUUUCUGAUCAAUGCGAUAUUGAUGUGGACAAUAAAACAAGUUUAUUCGAAACUAUUAUUUGUGUCACGUCUAAGCAGUUUGAAGAAAGUAAUUUAGCAGAGAAUGAGAAUACAAAUCGAAUACCACAAGAUUCUCUCGCUGAGAUUGAGGAAAAAUUUGGAUCUACUGACUUAUCGAUGAAUAACAUCGUUAUUUCCAAUUUUUCUCAAGAUAUAGUUAAUCACGAACAACCACAAGCCAAGGAUAUUAUAACUUAUUUAUAUCAAUUUGAUAAAAACAAUUUCACCUUUUUAUCUCGUGAUAAAAAAUCUAGUAAUGAAACAGAAACUCAGGACCAUGAAGGUUUUUUGAGAACGGAUAACUCGGAUAUGUGUAUAUCUCGAGACAUUUGCAAAGAAUCUUCCAUGAAUGACGAGAGAAAUUCAUUAAAUAUGGAAACGAAUUUACAAAUUUGUAAUUCCAGUGAAGUUUUAACAGAUCCAAAAUUUCUGCAUAGACAAAUGAGUAGAGAGAUUAUUAGCGAAAUGAAAAAAUGCAACAAAUCAUUAGAUGAUGACAAUCAGUUGUGCAUGGAACUCUCUAAUUCAGCAAUGUUAAAAUUUGACGAGUCUCAGUAUUGUAAUAACAUUAGUUUAACCAAUGUGAAUCUCGAUCAUACAACGAAAUCUCAUCAUUCUGAAAAUAUUACCAAUGACACAAUAUGUACUCCCGUCGCUACGCAGAAUCAGGAAGGCUUAUUGCACAAUGAGAAUUUAGAAAAUUUUAAUAGUGCUAGUAAUACAGUAUCAAAUAACGAAGAACCAAUGUUGCGUCUAGUACAAACGGAAACCGGUGAGCAAUUUUAUGAAUUUAUAAUAAGCAAUUUGGUAGAAAAAAUGCAGAACGCUUCGUGUACAAAGGAUUUGGAAAAUACGAUGGAAGAACCAUCAAAUGCCUUUAAAGAUUGCCAAAAAAUGGAUUCAAAUUCAAAGGAAAGCGAGAAGAGCGAUCAGAUAGAGGAUCAACAAACUUUGGAUGGUCUUGUUGACAUAAAUAACGAAUUUAAUUAUACACAAUUCGAUUUUCAUAGAGAGGAAAAAAAUUGUACCAUCCUAUGUCAUGAUGAACCUGAAUAUUUCAAACAAGAUUCGAAAGAUCACGAGUGCGCAAAUAAUAUGCAGGAAAAAGAUAUGGAAGUUUACAAUUCCGGGAAUUUGGAAUUACUGGAAAACGAAUCACACGUAGACUUCGACAAGUACGUUGAGACUAAUCUCGAAGCGUUUGAAAAAUUGAAUUAUGAAAAUUGCAAUGAAAAAUUUUUGGAGUUCGUGGAAGUUGCCGAUAUCGGCAUAGAAUCCUCAGGAUACAAAGAACUCUCGAUGGUACGAUUGAUUCAGAAUGAUGGUGAACAGUUGUUGGAACUCUUGCAGGAUUCUCAAAUCGAGCAGGAGACUAAUCAAGAUUUCAUACAAGCCAAUAAUCUCAAAGAUGAUUGUUCAAACAUUUUACAAGAUAGUAAUAAAAUGGCAGAUUGCCCUAAAAAUAAAUCAGAUUUCUUUACGUAUGUCGAGAAUAAUAUAUCAGUAGAAGAAAAUAUAAAUAGCAGCCGAGGCAUAGAGAAUAUCGAAGGAUGUACAGUUAGCAGUAAUUUGUCUACAGAUAUAACUCUUACUGAAAUUGUAAGUAAUAAGAACUGUGUUAAAACAUCAGAAGAGUCUAAGAAAUCAAAAACCAUCUCAAAAAGGUUUCAAUGCUCGGUAUGCAAGAAAGCAUUCUCAACAGCUUAUAAUUAUAAACAGCAUAUUGGCAUACAUUUUACAGAUCAACAAAAAUUUCAUUGUAAAGAUUGUGGAAUGUCUUUCGCUUGGAAAUCUACUCUGAACAAGCAUAUCACAAAUAAUCAUAGCUCAGACGGCCCACAAAAAUUCGUUUGUGAGAUUUGUCCGAAAGUUUAUAGCACCUUGUAUGUUUUAAAGGAACACGUAAAGAGGGACCAUUUGAAGCAGCGUAAUCACAUUUGCCUGCACUGUGGCAAGUCCUUUUUCAAGAGAUUCGAUCUGAAGACUCAUAGUAGAACGCACACGAACGAACGUCCAUACGUGUGUCGUGUUUGCGGCAAAAGGUUUCAUCAUCAGAGUCACAUCAUCCGUCACGAACGUACGCAUUCGGGCGAGCGGCCAUAUGUUUGUGACAUUUGUCAAAAGACUUUUAUGCAACCCAGCUCGCUAAAGGCACACAAACAGAAACACCAGCAGAUUCGGAUGGAUUUUUUGGAUUACCAGAUCGACGAGGAUGAUCCUAUCGCACUGGCAACAUUAUAAAUACAAGAACAUAUGUCUGUGAGAUGAAUAUAUUGUGGUUUCAUUUAAUAUUGAAAAAAAGACAGUGAAUGUGUAACAUUAGUAAUAAUCUUACGAUUUCUAUUUUAUUAGCAUUGUUGUGACCACAUUGUUAUCUUUUUAACUAAAACUGUUUUAAAGAAUAUGG